UUCAAAGCUAGUUUCCAUCCAUUUCUUCUUCUCAUCUGAGAAAAACAUACAAGAGCUUCUUUUCUCAACAUUCUAACAUAUAUCGAAGGACGAUUUAUUUGCAAUAUAUUAAGGUUACUAAGAAGUCCAAUAUGAACAAUGAUCGAGUUUGGAUGUAUCAAAGGAAGGAUAGUCGAGGACAUUUCGAGAUUUUAUAAAUGGGUUGGAAAAUUUUAUGCGAUAUGUUAUAUCUCGAGAAGAGUCCAUGAAUGGGACAAAUGUUCAGUGUCCAUGUUUCAAGUGUGAGAAUCGCAAAUUCUGGAAUGCAGAGACGGUGAAACUGCACUUAAUGAAGAAAAGGUUUGUAAGAGAUUAUUAUGUGUGGGAUCGACAUGGAGAGCCAUAUGUUGCUCGACAAAGUGGAGAACAAUCAUCCACAAAUUACUCCAAUACCCAAGGCGGAAGAGAUGAUGACAACCUAAUGUACAAUAUGGUGAUGGAUGCUGCUGGUCCGAGUUUUGAUCCGGAGAUUCCAAAUGCAGAGGCACAAAAGUUAUAUGAUAUUCUAAAGUCAUCUGAGAGAGAGUUAUAUGAAGGUUGUGAAACAUCUCAGUUGUCUGCCAUGGCGCAGAUGUUGUGUUUGAAAUCUGAUCAUCAUUGGUCAGAGACAUGUUAUGAUCAGACGUCACAGUUCUUCAAAAGCAUCUUGCCUGAAGAUAACACAUUUCUUGAUAGCUUUUAUAGUACGAAGAAGUACAUGGAAGAACUGGGGCUUCCUUCCCAGCAGAUUGAUUGUUGUAUUAAUGGCUGCAUGAUAUACUGGGGUGAAGACAUCAACAUGGAGUCUUGUAAAUUUUGUUCGCAUGCGAGAUACAAAACAAGACUUAACAAAGCCAAGAAGGAGAGAAAGAAAGUGCCUGUUAGAAGGAUGAUCUAUUUUCCAUUAGCACCGAGAUUGCAAAGGUUAUAUGCUUGGCCUACGACAGCAACGCAUAUGAGAUGGCAUGCUGAACAUGAUGAAGAAGAAGGUGUGAUGCGUCAUUGUUCAGAUUCGGAGGAGUGGAAACAAUUUGAUAGAGCACAUCCCUCAUUUUCCUCAGAGACGAGAAAUGUUAGACUGGGACUUUCUGCUGAUGGGUUUCAACCAUUUGGUGCAACUGAUAAAUCAUAUUCUUGUUGGCCAAUUAUAGUAACUCCAUACAAUUUGCCUCUGUGGAUGUGCUCAAAAGAACAGUACUUAUUUCUGUCCGUACUUGUGCCCGGACCAAAAAAUCCAAAACAAAAGAUAGAUGUUUUCCUUCAACCAUUGAUUGCUGAGUUGAAAAUGUUAUGGGAAGUUGGUGUGGAGACUUGGGAUAAUUCUUUGAAACAAAAUUUUCGUAUGCGAGCUGCUUUGAUGUGGACUGUUAGUGACUUUCCUGCUUAUUCAAUGUUGUCUGGAUGGAAAACUGCUGGUCAUUUAGCUUGUCCCCAUUGUGCUCAUGAUCAUGAUGCAUAUAGUCUUUCACAUGGUGGAAAAACUACAUGGUUUGAUAAUCAUCGAAAGUUUUUACCGGCCAAUCAUCCAUUUCGAAAGAAUAAAAACUGGUUUACAAAGGGAAAGAUAGUCACCGAGUCUGCCUCACCAGUCCGAACAGGUGAAGAUGUGUUUCAAGAAAUAGAGUCACUUGGUUUGAUGAAAGUUACUGAAUUGGAAAGUGAAGAGCACAAUGCUAGAGUCAUUAAAGCUUAUAAUUGUGGAUGGAAAAAAAGAAGCAUCUUUUGGGAUUUACCAUAUUGGAGGACACUAUCAAUUAGACAUAAUCUUGAUGUUAUGCAUAUUGAGAAGAAUGUCUUUGAAAAUAUCUUCAACACUAUCAUGGCCAUUGAAGUUAAAACCAAAGAUAAUUCGAAGGCAAGAGAUGAUAUCGCAAUGAUUUGUCGAAGACCUGAGUUAGCAAUUGAUGAAUUGACACGAAAGUAUCCGAAAGCAUGUUAUAGUUUGGACAAGAAGCCAAAACAAAAAGUAUGUGAAUGGCUGAAAGAUCUAAAAUUUCCAGAUGGAUAUGUGUCAAAUAUGAGGCGUUGCAUAAACAUGAAGAAAUGCAUCUAAUUUGCAUAAAUAUUUUCCAUAAUUAGGGUGCUCAUAGUUAUUCUUCAAGCUAAGUGAGACACGCGUGCACAAGUAGUGGGGAUGGCGAGUUUUGGGUUAAAGAUGUUUGCCAAAAUAUUAUGAU
This is a messenger RNA of Daucus carota subsp. sativus, 2195 nucleotides long. RefSeq lists its product as uncharacterized. The transcript has 2 exons. Lineage: Eukaryota; Viridiplantae; Streptophyta; Magnoliopsida; Apiales; Apiaceae. Bases 215 to 2071 code for a protein of 618 amino acids. The record is from RefSeq and is a predicted model, not a curated record.